AUGCUGGACGCUCGGCGUACCAGGUCUUUGGAGAUCAUCAUGAGUCGCUAUGUUUAUCGACCUAGUCGGCGUGGGUUUCUCGCUGCAGGUGCUCUCACCGGUGUUGGAAUAACGCUGGCCGACUUUUUCCAGAUGCAAUCGGCACAAGCCGAGCAGAAAGACUACGGCUUCAUCGAAGCCAAAGCGAAGAGUGCAAUUCACAUUUUCCUGCCUGGUGGCAUGGCCCACCAAGAAUCGUGGGAUCCCAAGCCUUACGCCCCGAUUGAAUAUCGCGGAGAGCUUGGCGUCACCAAGACGGCCAUCCCGGGUGAGGUGUUUUGCGAGACCAUGCCCAAGACGGCUGCCAUCGCCGACAAGAUCACCGUCGUUCGUUCCAUGACACAUGGCGAAGCAGCCCACGAACGCGGCACGCACAACAUGUUCACGGGUUAUCGUCCCAGUCCUGCAUUGGUCUUCCCCAGCAUGGGCAGUGUGAUCAGCCACGAAUACGGUCCUCGCAACAACCUGCCACCGUACGUGUGUGUGCCCAAUCAGCCGAACGAAUACGCCGGCACCGGCUAUCUCAGCUCUUCAUUCGCCCCGUUUAGCCUGGGGGCCGAUCCUGCCAACAAGAACUUCACCGUUCGCGACCUCAAUCUCCCGGGAGGAGUAGACGAGUCGCGGUUCACCCGUCGUCGUACGGCACUUGAGGCAGUGAACGCUCACUUCGCCGCAAAAGAAAAGUCCGACAGCUUGGACGCGAUGAACACCUUCUACGAUCGAGCAUACAGCUUGGUCAGUUCGAAAGACGCGCGUGAGGCAUUCAACAUCAACGCCGAACCCGAUGCGAUCCGUGAUGAGUACGGUCGCAACGAAGCCGGCCAGCGAAUGUUGAUGGCCCGACGUUUGGUCGCCGCUGGUGUGCGAUUCGUGUCACUGACCUACGGCGGUUGGGACAUGCACAACAAUGUUGCCAGCGGUAUGAAACGCCUCAUGCCUGCGUUCGAUCAGGCUUAUGCCGCGUUGAUCACCGACCUUGACCGCAUGGGUCUGUUAGACGAAACGUUGGUCAUGGUCUCCAGCGAGUUUGGCCGCACGCCGAAGACCAACGGCACGAACGGUCGCGAUCACUGGCCCAAGGUGUUCAGCAUCGCACUCGCUGGAGGCGGCAUCAAGCGAGGUGCCAUUUAUGGAACUUCAAACGCGGUGGCCAGCGAGCCGGAAGACAACCCGAUCGAACCGCCGGAUAUUGCGACAACCAUCUACAACCAACUUGGAAUCGUGGCUGACAAAGAGCUGAUGGCUCCUGGCGAUCGCCCGAUCGAAAUCGUUGACGGGGGCAAGGCUCCCGCCUCAAGAGGACGUUCACGGUGGCCAGGGAUGCCACCGCAUCGUUUUCAAAACCGAGACUGCAGCUUGAAGUGGAUUCGAGCUGUGGCCCCCGCCUUAAAAGAAGUAAACCGCCAACCGCGACCCAUCCUUUUUGGUUCGUCGUUCUUACGAAUUGAAUUCAUGCGAUUCGCCCUGAACCAGAAGCAGUUGGGCCUCACGCAAACCGAACGAAGCUCGCUGAGAUUUCCACUCUGGACUUUCAGCCUGUUCACUCCGGCUUUCCUCGCUUUGAGUCUUCAACCGGCUCUCGUAUCGGCAGCCAACCCAUCGCUAGGUGCCAUCAACCCGAUUGGUGCCCAGCGCGGACAACAACUCGAGUUCACCUUCAGCGGCGAUCGACUGGGCGAUGCACAGCAAUUGCUGAUUUAUGAGCCAGGCAUCGAGGUAGUAAGCCUCGCCCCCGCUGAUGAGAAGAACGUAAAGGUCACGCUCAACAUUGCAGGCGACUGCCGCCCGGGCGAGCACGGCAUGCGGAUUCGCACGGCCACGGGGGUCAGCAACCUUCGUACGCUCAGCAUUGGGGUUCUCCCCACGGUGGCCGAGGCUGAACCGAAUAGCGAAUUCGAUGCACCUCAAGCCAUCGACCUCAACGUCACAGUGAAUGGUGUCGUCACUAACGAAGACGUCGAUUUCUACCUGGUCAACGCCACCAAGGGUCAGCGAAUUACGGCCGAGAUCGAAGGCAUCCGCCUGGGCAACACAUUCUUCGAUCCUUAUGUGGCGAUCAUGAACAAAGAUCGCUUCGAGAUCGCCAGCUCGGACGAUGCCGCCUUGGUGUAUCAAGACGGGGUGGCUUCCAUCAUCGCCCCGGAAGACGGGCCUUAUGUCGUGCAAGUCCGCGAAAGUGCCUAUGGGGGAAGUGGUGCCUGCACUUAUCGAUUGCACGUCGGUACCUUCCCUCGACCAAGAGCGGUUUAUCCUGCCGGCGGGCAAUUCGGUCAAGCGACCGAAAUCCGCUGGCUGGGCGACCCCGCGGGCGAGGUUACCGAAACGAUAACACUACCCACCGAAGCUCCUUCCAACUUCGGGCUCUUCGCUCAAGACGAUCAGGGCCUUGCGCCCUCGGCCAACGAAUUCCGGCUUAGCCCUCUCGAGAAUGUGCUCGAAGCCGAGCCCAAUAACUCUCCCGCUGAGGCGACCGCGUUCAACGCACCUUCGGCGGUAAACGGCAUCCUGGAAACGGAAGGCGACGUCGACUGCUUCAAGUUCAAGGCCACCAAAGGGCAAGUGCUUGAUAUUAGGGUUAUGGCCCGCUCGCUUCGCUCUCCGCUCGAUUCGGUGUUGAAUGUCAAUCGCAUCGGCGGAGCCGGCGUUGGCGGCAACGACGACACUGGUGGACCCGACAGUUACUUACGAUUCACCGCGCCGGAAGACGACGAAUAUGUGAUCUACAUCCGCGAUCAUCUCAAUCGUGGCGGACCAACCUUCGUCUACCGUUGCGAAGUGGCACCCGUCGAACAGCUUCUGAGCAUGGGCUUGCCCGAGCGUCAGCAGUACGUCGACACAACCGUGUCAGUUCCCAAAGGCAACCGCACGGUAUUCCUGGUGAGUGCGAAGCGAGAAAACUUCGGUGGUGAAUUGAACGUAACCAUGCCCAACCUGCCCGCAGGUGUGAACAUGGAAACGGUCACCAUGCGAGGCAAUCGAAGCGACAUUCCUGUCCUGCUCGAAGCUACGCCGGAGGCCGAGCUCGCAGGUGAAACUGUCGAUGUCGUAGGUAAAACGGUCGACGAGAACUUGAACAUCGAAGGGCACCUGGUUCAGCUCACAUCGCUCGUUCGCGGCCGCAACAACAUUCAGGUCUGGCAACAUCGAACUGAACGGAUGGGGAUGGCCGUCACCGAGGCCGUGCCGUUCAAGGUCGAGAUCGUGCAACCUAAGGUGCCGUUGGUUCGCGGUGGGAACAUGGAUCUUCGCGUGGUCGCCACUCGCGAAGAAGGCUUCACCGCCCCCAUCGCCAUUCGAAUGCUGUAUAGCCCCACGGGAACGGGCGCGAAGAAUUCUGUUUCCAUCGGCGAGGGGCAAACAGAAGCCACGAUUCCUUUGAACGCCAACGGUAACGCCGAAGUGCGAACCUGGAAGAUCGCGGUUACCGGUCAGGCCACCGUAGGAAACGGCCCCGUCUUGGUCUCCACACAGUUAGCCGACCUCGAAGUGAGUGAACCUUUCUUUUCCUUCACAUUCGAACCGGCCGCGGUAGAGAAGGGCAAGGAGACCGAUGUGGUCAUCAAGAUCACUCAAAGCAAACCAUUCGAAGGGGCCGCCAAAGUCGAAUUGCUUGGCCUGCCCAACGAAGUGACCGCCGAGCCAAUCGAGAUCACCAAAGACUCGACCGAAGGUGUGUUCCACGUGAAGACAACCGCCAACUCCCCCGCCGGCAAGCACAAGACGUUACUUUGUCGUGCCAUCGUCACGAUCAAUGACGAACCGAUCACUCACAUGAUCGGCGGUGGAGAGCUGCGGGUCGACGAGCCGCUGCCACCGAAGCCCGACGCCCCAGCGGAACCCAAACCGGAAGCGAAGCCCGAGCCGAUGCCCCCGGCCGAGAAACGCCUCAGUUAUUUGGAACAGCUACGUCUCGAUCGGAAGAAUGCCAAAGAAGCGGCCAUGAAGGCGGCAGAAGAAAAGGCUGCUGCUGAAAAGGCUGCCGCGGAGAAAGCCGCUGCAGAGAAGGCCGCUGCAGAGAAAGCCGCUGCAGAGAAAGCCGCUGCGGAGAAAGCCGCUGCCGAAAAGGCGGCUGCUGAGGAGAAACCGGCAGAGGGUUCGGAAGAGAAGCCCGCCGAAACACCUCCGGCCGAAGAACAGAAAUCUGAGUAA
Messenger RNA from Cladocopium goreaui, 4188 nucleotides. NCBI's taxonomy places the organism in Eukaryota, Dinophyceae, Suessiales, Symbiodiniaceae. The record is from the annotation of a GenBank genome assembly.